AGGUCACCACAGUUGCCUCUCAAAAUGGCGGCUGAACCGACACGGGAGUGGAGCGAGGAGCAGCUCAAAAGUGAUGAUUUGCCCAAAAAAGACAUAAUAAAGUUCAUCCAGGACAACGGGACCCACUCGUUCCUGAAUGAGCACAAACUGCUCGGCAACAUAAAAAAUGUGGCCAAAACAGCAAAGAAAGAUCAGCUGAUUGUCGCCUACAACCAGCUCUUUGAGAGCAAAAGAUUUAAAGGAACAGAGUCGGUUGACGAGAUGACGGAGCAAGUUAAAGCUGUGAAAAUUGAAGAAAAGCCCAAAGAAGUCAAGACAGAAAUUGUGGAUGAGGGUCCUCCAAAGUACACUAAGUCUGUGCUUAAGAAAGGAGACAAGACAAACUUCCCAAAAAAGGGCGAGAAUGUGAGCUGCUGGUACACUGGAUCUUUAGAGGACGGCACAGUGUUUGACACAAACAUUCCUGCAGCGGCGAGAAAGAAGAAGCAGGCGAAGCCUCUGAGCUUCAAAGUUGGCCUGGGUAGAGUAAUUAGAGGAUGGGAUGAGGCCAUUCUAACAAUGAGCAAGGGUGAAACAGCGCGGGUGGAAAUUGAGCCAGAAUGGGCAUACGGAAGAAAGGGUCUCCCUGAUUCAAAUAUCCCCCCCAAUGCAAAACUGAUUUUUGAAGUGGAACUUGUGGCUGUGGAUUAAUUGAUGUUUACUCUACAUGUCUUCAACACGAAGACAUAUUUUAGGGCCUUGUUGCAAGUAUUAAGUCACACGGCUCUUGGACUGCACUAGAUCCAGUUUCUCACCAUGCCUGCUCAUAUUAGUCAGAAUUUCAGGUUGGAAGGAAUUGGUUGAAUCAGUGUAUAUAAAGUUUUUGAAGCUUGUCCUGUUCUUUUGCAUGUACAAUGUAAAAAAUAAACUUGUUUGACUCCAUUCAUACUAGA
Messenger RNA from Cololabis saira (Pacific saury), 932 nucleotides. It is a transcript of the gene fkbp3, whose product is annotated as FKBP prolyl isomerase 3. The transcript is spliced from 7 exons. Gene Ontology annotation, molecular function: peptidyl-prolyl cis-trans isomerase activity. The record is from RefSeq and is a predicted model, not a curated record. The coding region runs from base 25 to 690 and encodes 221 amino acids. NCBI's taxonomy places the organism in Eukaryota, Metazoa, Chordata, Actinopteri, Beloniformes, Belonidae.